Molecule: messenger RNA, 395 nt
Organism: Cydia amplana
Lineage: Eukaryota; Metazoa; Arthropoda; Insecta; Lepidoptera; Tortricidae
Exons: 3
Coding region: 30-395 (121 amino acids)
Source: RefSeq, a predicted model, not a curated record
UUGUAGUCACAGUUGCAGAUAAACCUGAAAUGAAAAAGGAAGAUACAACAGCUAUUGUCACAGAAGAUGAACUAAAUCCAGAUGAUAAUGACGAAUGGUUGGAGGCACAUACAGAUGGUGAAGGAAGAGAGUUGAACACGGACAUUGAGAGCUUUUGGGAGUUGUCUGACAGUAGCACAAGUCGCGAAUGCUGUUAUGUUAUACCCACCACAAGAGUUCUGCUCAACAACAUGCGAUUCUUGACCAGUCUUGUGAUAUCAGAUGAUCGUAUCCGGCUGUUGACGCCGGGCGACGUGGUGCGUACGCUGCGUUGCGCUGCGUUCUCGAGCAACGAUCGCUUGGCCGACUACGCAAGUCGCGCGAGGACGUUCGCCAUUCGACAGAUGAGUAAGUAA